AGAAAAAAAAUGUCUGAGAGACAGAAACCACAAGAAGGAAUGGCCUCUGCUAACACUUCCUGGUCUGAGGAGAACUUUUCAUGUUCCAUCUGUCUGGAAGUGUUCAGCAGUCCAGUUUCCACACCAUGUGGACACAACUUCUGCAGAACCUGUAUUACUCAGUUCUGGGAUGAACAAGUCUGGUACAAAUGUCCUUUUUGCAAUGAGCUUUUCAACACAAGACCUGAUUUACGGGUCAAUAUCCUGUUAUCAAAGAUGGUUGAUCGGUUUGGAACGUCAGUACAAGUAAAAGAGCAGCCAUGUAGUGAACCAGCAGAUGUUCCCUGUGACUUCUGUACUGGGACCCAGCUGAAGGCUGUGAAGUCCUGCCUAGAGUGUUUUAUGUCUUUCUGCCAAACCCACCUGGAGCCACAUCAGAGAGUCGCAGUCCUAAAGAAACACCGGCUGGUCGAGCCUAUGGACCGUCUGGAAGACAAGAUGUGUAAGAAACAUGACAGACUUCUGGAGCACUUCUGCCAGACUGAGCAGGUGUGUGUGUGUCAGUUCUGCACAGAGACAGACCACAAGUCCCAUCCUGUUGUACCUCUAAAGGAGGAAUACGAAGUGAAGACGGCCCAGCUGGGGAAGAUAGAGGCUGAAGUUCAGCAGAUGAUCCAGGAGAGACAAAAAAAUAUUCAGGAGAUUAAAGACACAGUUAAACGCAGCAAAUCAGACGCAGACAGAGAGAUAGCUGAUGGUGUGCAGGUCCUCACUGCUCUGAUGCGCUGCAUUGAAAAGUGCCAGGAUGAUCUCAACCAAAUUGUUAAAGAGAGACUGAAAUCCACAGAGAAACAAGCUGAAGACCUCAUCAAAGAGUUGGAGCAGGAGAUUGAAGAUCUAACCAACAGAAGCUCAGAGGUGAAGCAGCUCUCACACACUAAAGACCACAUCCACUUCCUCCAGGCCUUCAGAUCCCUGAAGAAUCCUCCAGACACCAGGGACUGGACAACAGUGGAGGUCCAUCCUCCGUCAUACGUAGGGACCUUGAGGAGAUCCCUGGAUCAGCUGGAGGAGACAUUGAACAUGCAGAUGAAGAAACUGCUUGAUGCUGAAAUGAAGAGGGUCCAGCAGUAUGAAGUAGAUGUCACUUUGGAUCAUGAUACAGCUCAUCCCAAGCUCAUCCUGUCUGAGGAUGGGAAACAAGUACAUGAUGGAGGUGUAGUGAAGAAACUCCCAGACAACCCUAAGAGAUUUACAAACCGUUUAUAUGUUCUCACAAGACAGAGCUUCUCCUCAGGGAGAUUUUACUUUGAGGUCCAAGUAAAAGACAAGACUGCAUGGUUCUUAGGAGUGGCCAGAGAGUCCAUUAACAGAAUAGGUGGGACCACGUGGACCCCUGAAACAGGCUACUGGAUUCUUAACUACUACAAGGAUGUGUUGAUAUUUAUUGAUAAACCAAAUGUCCCUCUCCCUCCUAGAGCUGAGCUCCAGAAGGUGGGGAUGUUUGUUGAUUACGAUGAGGGUCUGGUCUCCUUCUAUGAUGUGGAAGCCAGGGUUCUUAUCUACUCUGCUACUGGCUGCACCUUUGCUGAGCCUCUCUAUCCAUUCCUCUGUCCAUGUAUCUAUAAUUUUGAAGGUAUAAACUCUGCCCCCCUGAUCAUCUCACCUGUCAAUCAAACAGACUAGGACUUUUGUUUUAUAAUAAAUUAAUCAACAACCGAAACAACUAAUAUUGUUUCCUGAAUUACAAUCUCUACUAUGUGAGAUCUGAGAGAACCUUAUUCAUAUCGUACUUUUCACUUAAUUUAACUGACCAAUACAACAAAUGAUAUGUGUAAUAUACAAAUAUAACCCAUUAUAACUUAGACUAGACUACACUAUUAU
Molecule: messenger RNA, 1863 nt
Organism: Gadus chalcogrammus (walleye pollock)
Lineage: Eukaryota; Metazoa; Chordata; Actinopteri; Gadiformes; Gadidae
Product: E3 ubiquitin-protein ligase TRIM39-like
Exons: 2
Coding region: 10-1665 (551 amino acids)
Molecular function (GO): zinc ion binding; protein binding
Source: RefSeq, a predicted model, not a curated record